CCGAGUGAAUUCAAAAUGCCGUUACCUAUGAAUUGCCGUUAUAUAUUAAAUGCCGACACUCUAAUUGCGGUCAUUGUGGUUAUGCCGUUGCUGAUCUUCAUGACUAGUGUCGGUCAUGGCACCUGCCAAGAUAUAUACUUCCCCACGACAGAGGUACAACUUAAACUGCCAUUCAACGAAAAGUCACAGAGUAUAUUUUCCAAAAUACCAAUUGGACGUUUCCAAAUAUUGGCCAGCGAGUAUGACAAUCACGAAGCAGAAUAUCUCUACAUCUUACCACAGCAUAAUGACUAUCUGCAUGUGAAUGGCAGCAGUGGUGAGAUUUUCAUGACAAACAAUUAUGAAAAUGUACAAAAUAGAAUGGUGAUCACUUUAAGUGCCAUACCACGCAAUGGAUCAAAUACGACAAUUAAAAUCGCUACUAUGAAACUGAUAGUUAUGCCACAAUCGGAAGCUGAGUACUGUGCCAAUCUAGAGAAUGUGUGCUUUUGGGAAAAUGCAAAAUAUAGAAUCGCGGAGGAUGACUUUGCUUAUGCUGAUGCAAAAGCAGAAUUUAAGCCGUUACAUGUGGGUGCAUUGAAUUCCCGUGCCACACGCUAUCUCUGCCCUACGAUGAACGUCAAAUACAGUCUACUGAGUGGUGGAAAGUAUAUCACACUGAAAGAUUAUGAACUCUACACUAGAGCACCAAUCGAUCACGAGCUGUUGAAUGCCACAGGAAAUCAUUUUCCUGUAGUCACUAUUGGUUGUUCGUUGAAUAUGAGUGAUGGCAAUGUAGUUAGAUUUAAUAAAACGCUAGAUAUCGAUGUUGUGGAUCGCAAUGACAACGGACCAGUGUUACAAAAUCAGAGAACUUAUCACUUCAAACUAGAUAGUCCGCAUUUUCGGGAGAACGAUCGUAUUGGCGAAGCAAUUUUAUUUACGGACAAAGAUACGCUCAACGCUAAUAAAGAAACAGUUUAUAAAAUUAUUAAUGAUGUCAAUGAAUUGGUGCACACAGACUGCAAUGGCUACGAGACGGAUCAUACCAAAAAUCUAAGAUCCAUAGUUAGUUGUCAAAUUCUCUUCACCCGCAAUGGUAUAUUGAGUCAGCCGGAGUAUUGCUUCAGUUUGAUUGCAAGCGACGACACAGUUGUUGGGAAUGUGUCCAAAACAGCAACGGCAGAAAUUUGUUUACUCACUGACCAGCACAAAAUACACGACGCCGAUCGACCAAAAGUUUUAGAACUGCGUCAGCGUCCUGGCAAGCGUCGUUAUCUAACCAAUUCGGACAGUGAUAAUAAAGGUUUUAAGGUAGCAAAUAUUUUAAUCACUUAUCGCAAGGAUGUCCACGUUUAUCGCACUGCCACGUCGUUUAGCAGAGUGACACAGCCAGACAAUUAUCAAAAUUUAAUCGAUAAAUCGGAGGUGAGUUUCAUAAUCGCUGAGGAUCGUAGUGGCGCAUUUGGCAUAACAUCAACGGCUGGAAUUGUUUACGUCAAAGAUGCAUCAGCAUUGAAGGGCUCACCGGAAACGGUUUAUUUCCUCAAUAUCACCUGGCAUGAUGAGUAUCAGCGUUCUUUCGUCAUCAAUGUUCACCUUGUAGAUGGGCAGGCUGCUAAUGCGACUUGCGAUCAUAAAGUUAAAUCGCGUAGUCAAACAUGCGCACAAAUUAAAUAUACGCGACAAUGUACGAAGUUUUGUGGUCUCGGCACCAGUGGUGGCACCUGUAUGUGGCGUGGCUCCAAUGCCGGCUUUUUCGGAUCAAAUUAUGCAUCGUGUGUGCCGGACGUCGCAUACUGUCCAGAUAAUAUAUGCGAUCCUUUAGAGGAGCUUAACACCUUCAUCUGUCCACAGGACUGUGUAGCAUCGGGUAAAAUUAUGGGUCCACACGCAGCCAAUAGUAAUAACCGCGGCAUAUUAUCAGCGUCGGGCACUUGUACGUGUGAAGAUAAUGGCAAAUGUGUAUGCGGGCCACUUGACGAUGAAGAGCCGCGUCCGAAACGUAAAAAUAAAAAUGGAACAAAGUCAACGGAUAUUAAUAAGUUAAGCAAGCCCAACAGUUUGGCGAAUAGCACACUUUCGGCGCAUACAAAUCACAACAACGGCACGAUUGCCGAUGAUGUAAUGAUUUUACGCAUCGGUAGCUAUACUUGCGGCAGCUCUUGCAUUGUACUGGCCAUGGCAUGUCCAAGUAUAAUCUUUAUGCUCUUCAUCUAUGCCUGUCUUAUACGCAAGCUAUUCGGGCAUGAACCGUUGUCGCAAGCUCCCUCGGACAAUGAUGAUUGCGAUGUACGUAAGGGUGAUAUGCCGUUAAUGCAACUCGAAAGCAGUGCGAAGAAAUCCGAUGCAGUCGAUUCUAAAUGGGAAUUUGAUCGUGCAAAGCUGCGCUUGGAUAUAGUACUCGGCGAAGGUGAGUUCGGUAAGGUGAUGAAGGGUUAUGCGACAAACAUAGCUGAUAUACCUGGCGUCACUACCGUUGCUGUGAAAAUGCUCAAAAAUGGCGCCAAUUCUGUGGAGUACACGGCUUUGUUGUCGGAGUUCCAGUUGCUGCAGGAGGUUUCACAUCCAAAUGUAAUUAAAUUGCUGGGCGCUUGUACAAAAGGCGAUAUGCCCAUGAUUAUUAUUGAAUACGCUAAAUACGGUUCGUUGCGUAGUUAUUUGCGUUUGAGUCGCAAAAUCGAAAGUGUGGGUGGCGAUUUCACCGACGGCGUGGAGCCGAUAACUGCUAAAAAUGUUUUAUCGUUUGGGUGGCAAAUCUGCAAGGGAAUGGCUUACUUGACGGAGAUUAAGUUGGUGCAUCGUGACUUGGCAGCACGCAAUGUCUUACUUGCUGAUGGGAAAAUUUGCAAGGUAUCCGAUUUUGGACUCACACGUGAUGUCUAUGAAGAUGAUGCCUAUUUGAAGCGUUCAAGGGACCGUGUGCCAGUGAAGUGGAUGGCGCCUGAAUCGUUGGCCGAUCAUGUAUACACAACAAAAUCGGAUGUAUGGGCAUUUGGUGUGCUUUGCUGGGAAUUAAUCACAUUAGGUGCCUCACCAUAUCCAGGUAUACCGCCACAAAAUAUCUACCAUCUAUUGAAAACCGGUUAUCGUAUGGAGAAACCGGAAAAUUGCUCGGAAGAAAUUUACUCCAUUGUGCGCACAUGCUGGAUCGAUGAUGCCAACUCACGUCCAUCGUUCAAAUAUCUCGCAUCACAAUUCGAAAAGUUACUGGGUAAUAAUGCCAAAUAUAUUGAAAUGGAAUCAAGUGCGAUUUCCAAUCCGAUGUACUGUUUGGAUGAAGCUAAACUUGCCGGCCAAUGCCAACCGGAUCUAACUGCAUGCCUUAAUGAACAGCCAGAACUCGGUGAACCCGAAUCGUUAGAUCAUCUCUGGCAGCCACCAAAAAUCGCCUACGACACACAAGAAUUUCAGAGUAGUCACGAAAUAUCCAAAACAUUUAGUUUGGAAUUCCAAUCACCACCACCACCACCACCACCCGGCUACGAUGUGCCACGGCCACUCAUUGAGACAGGCACUACAGAACAGCGGUUACGUUAUGAAAACGAUUUACGUUUUCCACUCAAUAUACGAAAGUCCCUAUGCGUUGCCGGUAAUGCGACGAAUUGUCACAAUGGCAGCAAAGUUGGUGGCGAGGCUGAAAGCGAUGCAAUGAUUGCGCAUUAUUCGGUGCCGGUGAAACGAGGACACUCUUAUACGGAUGUGGCAAAUAAAACAUUUAUACCCGAUAAUUUGGAUAGUAAUGAGUUUGAAAAGCAUUUAUCGAAAACAAUCUCAUUUCGAUUUUCUAGUCUAUUGAAUUUGAAAGAACAAGAUUUAGGCUCGGUUUAGACUUUAGGUUAAAUGGGGAGUGGGCGGUUGCUGUAAUUGUACGAGUAUGUAACUAAUUUUUUUUUAGUGUUUUAUAUACUAUAUUAUAAAUAUAUAUAUGUAUGUACAAUAUAUGUGUAAGAAAUUGUUGUUUAGUUUUAAUUUGAAAUUUUUUAAUAUUAAUUAAAGCCAACUGAGUUGCAGGAAGCUUUAUGUUAACGGAGGUGUUAAUUAAACAAAAAAAUCACGAAAUCUUUGUGUGUAAGUGUGUUUGGCUACAUAAAAAUAUGUUAUACAUAUAUUUAUAUUUCAUUAAAAGUAAGUCUGACUGUAUUUCUUGCUAAAGAAAAUACUCUUGCAAGCAAAUAUUUUUUUAUUAUUAAUUUUUUUAAUACCGAAAACUAGUUUAAUUUUAGCAAAGAAUUCCAAAACGAUGUAUUAAUAGAAAUAUAUUUACAUAUAUACAUAAGUAUAAGAGUACCAUUAAUAAAAUUGC
Messenger RNA from Ceratitis capitata (Mediterranean fruit fly), 4285 nucleotides. Its product is annotated as proto-oncogene tyrosine-protein kinase receptor Ret. Gene Ontology annotation, biological process: positive regulation of kinase activity; protein phosphorylation; cell surface receptor protein tyrosine kinase signaling pathway. Gene Ontology annotation, cellular component: plasma membrane; axon; signaling receptor complex. Lineage: Eukaryota; Metazoa; Arthropoda; Insecta; Diptera; Tephritidae. The transcript has 9 exons. Gene Ontology annotation, molecular function: transmembrane receptor protein tyrosine kinase activity; ATP binding. Bases 16 to 3810 code for a protein of 1264 amino acids. The record is from RefSeq and is a predicted model, not a curated record.